CAUAGUUCAAUGAUUUUCUAUCAUGUGGGCAGCGUAUAUAUCAUCUAAAUAUUCAUGUGUUUUUUCUAGUUAACAUUUACAUACAACAAAUCAUAUGCUAAAUCAUUAUAUACCUUGGAAUCGUAUACUGUACAUAACAAAUUACAAUACUAUAUCUGAACCAUAUACUAAAUCUAACAUCUUGUAAUCAGUCAAAUACCUCAUUUCUAGCUUGUAAUUGUUAACCUUGUUUGUUUUAUCAAUAAAUCUGUAUAAACCUUCUUUUGGUCAAAUAAAACUGUAUAAACCUUAUCAUAAUCAAUCUCUUAGACAUUUCACUCAUAAAUACAAAAAAAAAGUUAUUUAUUUCAAAGCGUCUGGUGAUUAUCUAGUGUGAACUCAAAGGUUUAGAUGGAUUCAUGUGUUAUCCAGCUUUCUAGGUAAAGUUGGUACGACAAAUUCUAUACGAUGUGCAAUAAUUUUUAUAGCCACAGAAAGUCAGCACUAGAUUUCGUUGUAUGCACAGCUAGCUAAACCGGUCCUUGAGGGCUCCAUCCUGAUUAAUUAUACGAAUGAACAUGUCGUGAAGAAAGUAUCUAAAACCAGUGGUGAAAAAUUACCACAUGUUGAAUAAGAAUAGUCCUGUUAAAUUUGACCAAUAGGAAUCAAUGGUUUGAUAUUCAUAUCUAAAUCAUUUUGUUGUCAAUCUUGUAUCAUUUUCUUUGUUCACAUCUUUAGGAUCAAUCGUGCAGCCAGGUUUGAUUUAUGUUUUCAUAUUGCAUUUUUGGUGGAUAAUUUGUUUUUCUACUCUUAAGAGAUUCAGAUGGUUGAUUUGAAAAUUAAUUUAGACGACUUUUGGAAUAUGCGGCUGGGUAAUAAUAAUAGUAAAAUAAUUGAUAAACACCAUUGAUCAUGCAAUACGCUAUAUUAAAAUAAUUUUGAAAUAAGUAAACUCUUCUCACCAUCCCCAGGCCCACUGAAAAGUGCCGUAAUAUUUUUGGUACGGAACUUAUAGAAACCAAGACUUUUUUAUAUAAAUGUGACGAUUGAAAAUAAAUAUUACUUUUACUUUGAUUGUGAUUUUGGUUUUAAUCAUAGGUGACAAGUGAUAACUAUUGGUAUCUUAAAUGGCCACAAACAUUCAAAAAAAUAACUUAAUAUCAUUAAAAUUGAUUGUCUAUUUUCUUAACUGUUUCUAAGAAAAAUACGAGGCUCAUAACUUCACCGAGGUUUCUCUGACGUCAGAUUUAAAUAUCUAAAUGUCAAAAGAAAAGUCUGAGAAAGAGAAUCUAUCUCCGAAGUAGUUCAUAGGAUUCCAACGAGGUCCAGACGAUAAGGAGAUGCCAAGUCUUCGCUCCCAGGAUUCCACACAUAUUAUUAAAAAGUCAGCAAUUUUGGACCCACAGAAUAUUCACAGCUUAAAACCAUUAUUUAUUAACGAUUCCAGUUUGAUUUUUUUUUUUCUCAGUAGUCCAAAUAAACGGCUUGCUUUAAAAAAAAUGGUUAUGUUCAAAGACAUUGUGGUUAGUGAACCUUUGAUAAUUAAGAUUUAAACUUUAAAGUACUAAAAGGAAGAGACGUAUAUAUCAAGUUAAGUAAAUUAGCUUUAUUUUGUAAAUACUGGUAGUAUCGUAUGUCUUUUGAAGCUGUCUCCUCAGUCUUGCUACUAGUUUCGCUGGCUUCUUUGGAUGUUUUGAAUGUGGUUUACAUGUUUUAGCUUCAAAGACGGUUUGAUAAUUUUAUAUUAGUGAGAUGGUUGUAGGUUUGAGGUUGGUUUAUAAUUUUAUGUUAGUAACUGUUUCUUUGAUUUUAGGAAUAUCCGGUUUAUGGUUCUGGUUGCUAUCCGGUUUAUGUAUUUUAUGGCUUUUGGAUAAGUUUCUUUGGUUGAUCAUUCCAUCAUUGUCUUUGAUGAGAUGAUUUCUGUGUAUUGAAUUUGGUAUACUUUUGAUGGUUACUUUCAAUUCACAGAUGACAAAAAUUAGUAUCGUAUGUCUUAUUUUUUAAUUGUAUCAGCUAUUUUGUAAGCUUUUAUUAACUACUACACUAGAAUGUACGAGUUAUCUUAUGGAACAUUCAUCAUACACAUGCAAAUUUAUUACAAAGAGACUGGAUGGCCGCCCUUUAAAUGGUAGUUUAGGAAAAAUUCCAACAAGUGCAAAUCAAUGAAAACUGGAUCAACAACACAAUCAGUUUUAUUUAACAGAAACAACCUAUUUUCCAUUCACCAAAAUAGAUAACUAUUGAAAUAGUAUACAUAGUUCAUAGCAGAUCAUUCAUAUAUAUUAAACUACAUAUAUGAUUACCGAGUUUUUACAUGUAUAUAUGAAAAAUAUCUGCUAUGAACUAUGUAAAUAUUCUCACCUAUAACAUAAACUUUAUUUUAUUUUUCUACCUAAAAUUUUCACUUUCUAAUAAAUAUUUAACAUAAAACUAUUUUUCAUUGAUGACAUAAACUUUGUUGUUUCUUUGUAAAUGUCAUUAUCGCAAUAUAAAAAGACAUAACAUUCAAAUUUAACAAUCUUCAGCGGAAUAGAUAAACUCAAAAAAAUUGGCUUAUAAUUCUCUAAAUAAUAUAUAUAUAUAUAUAUAUAAUAUUGGUUUCAUGUCUUUACAAUAUUAAAAUCAUAAAAUCAAAUUAUAGUUUCUGACUUUUAAAUAGAACAAAUUUAUAGAAUAUAUAUAUACAAUAAAAAUGUAACAUAUAACUCGGCCAAAAAGAUAGAUCGGAAGAGAAGAUUUUGGUUAUGCAAAUCUCAAGCUAAUCCCUCUUUUCUUUGAUAUGUAAAAUAUUGAUCUCAUAUUCUCAUUCUUUCACACUAUUCAAUAAAUCCCUUGAAUCCUAUUAUGAAUUUCUAACGAUUUUAAAUGGAUCGAAUUCAUAAGCUUAUGUUUAAUUUGUUUUCUAUGUUGAAAUCAUUGCAUACAUGAGAUUUUACAGAUAAUGAAAGAAACAAGUUGGAAAUUUUGUAACACAUUGUUGUAGUUAAGACUUUGCCAAAGUUAUUGCCCCGAAGACUUUACCUUUGCCAUGGUUAAAGAGGCCAAACGAAGCUACUAUUCCCCGAGUCUCAACUCUCAAGUAUUGACUUCGAACAUUAUUCCGAUAUAAUAAAAAGUACAACAACUAAUUGAUACUUAAAUGGCUAUUAUAUGAAAAACAGAACAAAAAGUAAAAGUUUGGAAAACUAUACAUUAGUAUUUUGAGGUUUUUCUUAUUCAACUAACUUAAACAUUCGAUGACAUGAAAACAGAAAGAGCUAGAACAGUCCCAUGAAUGUAUUGCAUCUGAUACAACAUUGUAUGUAUGAGUUGAGAUAACUGGUUUGAUCCUAAUUGAUCCGAAACACCUGAUCUUAUAGUUAGAUUAAAUUUUAACUCAGUUAAAAAAAGAAAAAAAUGAUUCUCACACAUCAACCAAAACUAAAGCAAAUUUCAAAUUUACUAUGUCAAGUGUGAGUUUAAAAUUGGAAUUUGUAAUAUAAGUUCUUCUAAACAGGCUAAACUAAUAAAAAUAUAUUAUAUUUAAUUUAAAUUAUUUAUUUUAAAGUAAAUGUUGUGAUAAAGUAAUUACUAGUUAAUUGUUUUCUUAAACUGUACGGAAAAUUCUAAACCAUAUUAUUUAAAAUAAAAAAUAUGUUUUAUUUUGAUUAUUGCUCGACCUAGCUAAAUCGAAAUCUACUAAGGGGGUGUAUUCAACUAAGAGUUUCAAAUGAUUUAUAUUAAAAUGACAAAUCCAGUGUUAUUCAAAUGAGGAUUUUUAAAAAAUACUUUCAAAUCGAGUGUUAUUAAACUUGUCAUUUUAACAAACACUCUGAAAUCUACUUUUAUUGAACAAAAUUUAAGUUGAAAAUUUUAGAAUGCUUUAAAUGUUUUUAGGGUGUUUGAAAGGGAUUUCUUAGUUAUAAAAAUAAAAAUCACACCAAAUCAAAUUUCAUGAUUUUAGACGAAAUUCUAGAGUUAUUUAACAAAAAUCACACCAAAUUCUAAUAUUCUCUUAAAAUCAUCUAAAAACUCACUAAAAUCAAAUCACCUCAAAAUUCCUAUUUGAUACACUCCCCCUAAAAGCAGAAUUCAAUGCAUAAGAAACAAAACAAUACUAAUAUUUACGAUCGCGUUAAAAUAAAAAAAAUAUAGCACCCAUUUAAUAUCUAAAAAAAUGAUUACAUCACUCUUCAGAAGAACAUCCAUGAAAAUGUCAGAGCCCUUUUACACUCUGCUCUAUAUAUAUACUCAUAACCUCAAACCAUAGAUCCAUCAAGAAUCUUCCUCUCGUUCUCUUAGCUAAACCCUACUAAAAUCCCUCACUAGCUUCUCCAAAGCUCGCAAGCAAUGGACGUCGAAGGCAAAGGAGAAGAAUCUCGAACCACCACCACCACUCGGAGGUUCGCUCUUCCGGUGGACUCCGAGAACAAGUCAACAACGUUCCGCCUCUUCUCCGUCGCUAAGCCUCACAUGAGAGCUUUCCACCUCUCGUGGUUCCAGUUCUUCUGCUGCUUCGUCUCCACCUUCGCGGCUCCGCCUCUCCUCCCGGUCAUCCGCGAGAAUCUCAACCUCACCGCCACUGACAUCGGAAACGCCGGUAUCGCCUCCGUGUCCGGCUCAGUUUUCGCUCGUCUCGUCAUGGGCACGGCUUGCGACCUCUUCGGCCCGCGCCUCGCCUCCGCCGCGUUGACACUCUCCACCGCUCCCGCGGUGUACUUCACGGCUGGGAUCAAGUCGCCGAUAGGGUUUAUCAUGGUCCGGUUCUUUGCAGGGUUCUCGCUCGCGACUUUUGUCUCGACGCAGUUCUGGAUGAGCUCUAUGUUCUCUGGGCCCGUCGUGGGCUCGGCUAAUGGUAUCGCCGCCGGGUGGGGAAACCUCGGAGGAGGCGCGACGCAGCUGAUCAUGCCGCUCGUGUUCUCGGUGAUCCGGCAGAUGGGAGCCACUAAGUUCACGGCUUGGAGGAUCGCUUUCUUCAUCCCCGGUCUCUUUCAGACCUUCUCUGCUUUUGCCGUUCUCUUGUUCGGUCAGGAUCUGCCUGAUGGAGAUUAUUGGGCAAUGCACAAAUCUGGAGAGAAAGAGAAAGAUGAGGUUGGGAAGGUGAUCACUCAUGGCAUCACAAACUAUAGAGGAUGGAUAACAGCAUUAGCAUAUGGCUAUUGUUUUGGAGUUGAGCUCACAAUAGACAACAUCAUAGCUGAAUAUUUCUUUGAUAGAUUCCACUUAAACCUCAACACAGCUGGGAUUAUAGCAGCCAGUUUCGGUCUAGCCAAUUUUUUCGCUAGACCCGGAGGAGGUAUCCUCUCGGAUCUAAUGGCUAGACGGUUUGGGAUGAGAGGAAGGUUGUGGUCGUGGUGGAUUAUUCAAACACUAGGAGGUGUCUUGUGUGCAUCUCUUGGACAAAUUGAUUCCUUGACUGGGUCUAUAGUUGUUAUGCUCAUCUUCUCUGUAUUCGUCCAAGCUUCCUGUGGACUUACCUUUGGCGUUGUUCCAUUUAUUUCUAGAAGAUCUCUUGGGGUGAUAUCGGGAAUGACAGGAGCGGGAGGCAAUGUUGGUGCGGUCUUAACUCAACUGAUAUUCUUCAAAGGGUCAACAUACUCUAGAGAGACCGGUAUAACUCUAAUGGGGAUAAUGUCUAUCGCGUGUACUUUACCAAUAUGCUUGAUUUACUUUCCACAAUGGGGAGGUAUGUUUUGUGGACCUUCUUCCAAGAAAGUAACUGAAGAAGAAUAUUACCUCGCUGAGUGGAGCUCUAAAGAGAAAGAAAAGAACUUGCAUCUUUCAAGCCAGAAAUUUGCGGAGAACAGUGUUAGCGAAAGAGGCCGUGCCACAACUCAUCCUCAAUCUUGAUAAAUAACUGUUCUAUUUGUUUGCUUGUUUGUGUGUAUGCUUUUGUGUUCUUUUCUUUGCUUUUGCUCUCCAUUUCUUGAUUUUCUUUGUUCUCGUGUGAUAAGCUGUGUAUGUAAUGUAAUACCUACCGGUUACUGUUCUCUUUUUAUGGGGGUACUUUGUAAAAGUUUGUUUAUCAUGGAAAGAACCAUCGUUUUUUCAUUUUA
Brassica rapa (field mustard) is the source of this 6014-nucleotide messenger RNA. Its product is annotated as high affinity nitrate transporter 2.5. The record is from RefSeq and is a predicted model, not a curated record. Gene Ontology annotation, molecular function: nitrate transmembrane transporter activity. NCBI's taxonomy places the organism in Eukaryota, Viridiplantae, Streptophyta, Magnoliopsida, Brassicales, Brassicaceae. Gene Ontology annotation, biological process: transmembrane transport.